AUGGAGUUCGCCAAGGGCGGGCUCAUUGAAAGCAUCAAAGAUGCACUUGGCCCCAAGGCCACCUCCACGAUUCAUGCAAGGGCCAGCCCAGUGCUGCAGUAUAUUCAGUUUUGCAAAGACAGAGGCAUUGAACCUUUUCCGCUGGUUGAACACACAUGUUAUGACUAUGUGAAGUCGUGUGAAGGCAGGGCGGCAACUUACACUAGAUCGUUUCUGUUGUCGUUGAGCUUCGCGAACUAUCACUUCGGCGUACAAGGUGCAGAUGUGGUCUUAGGUUCAUCGCGGAUCCGUGGACUGGUGAACACGUUGUUUGCUCAGAAACGCAAAUUGGUCCAAAGACCGCCUUUGACAGUGAAACAGAUUAUGCUGCGCUUCAGCGAUGGUCAACAGAUUUGCCAACUGACUCUGGACCAGCAAGACGAUGGUUUUGGGUUCGUCGAAGCCUUGGCCGCCAAAACAAAGACAUCGGUGAGCUUGGAUCGGAAGACUAGGCACUUGCCAGUAGCAGUUCCGUUGUUGACUUUCGGUGACACGCAAUGGUUGCCUACUUGGCUUGAUCUCAGACAGAAGGAACUGGGAGCACAGGCCAACAGCAUAGACGAGUUCAUCCCGCUGCUUCCCUCGCCGACGAUGAAGGGAUGGUCCAAGAUGCCGCUGGGAGUGACUUCUGGAGCGAACUGGCUGAGGAGCCUACUUCAAGGUGUUGAGCCCGAGAAGGGAACUCCGGUUGGGACGCAUUCACUGAAAGCCACGCUGCUGUCAAUGAGUGCGAAGUACGGCAUGAACCACGGGGUUAGAAAACUCCUUGGAUACCACGCCGGAUCCAAAAAUCAGAGCGUGCUCUGCUACAGCCGGGACGCUAUGGCGGAGCCCUUGAGACAGAUGUGCCAGAUGAUACAAGAGGUCAAAGCUGGGAGGUUCCUUCCCGAUUGUUCCCGAUCUGGACGUUUUCCUGCUGUGGCCGAGUCCGAGAUUCCGAAAGAGCAAGACGAGCUGAGCGAAUCUUCAUCAUCUGGUUCCGAAAAUGAAGAGGAAGUUGAUCAUGUCCAGGAGGAAGCUGCAUGCGCCUCAGUGGUGGGAACUUGGCGUCCCUCCAAAGACGAACGGCUGGAGACGGCAAUUUUCGCGCGGCACAAGGUGUCGCGCUGCAUUCAUGCCUUUGCCGACGAGUCUGGAAUAGAGUUCACGCGCGGUCGCAAAAUGGCCAACACGUAUGAGGUGCUGAGAACUUUCGUCGCCAUGAGCUACGGAGACAGCAAGGCUGUUUUCGCGCAGAGAUGCAAGGAGAUUGGCCUAGAUGAUGCGGUGACCUCAAAGAUCAUAUCACACGGGUUAGACACGAUGUCAAAAUUUGCCUUUGCUUCCAACUUCCAACCUGGAGCCACAGAUGAAACCCCAUUGGUGAACUUGACCAAAGACUUCCUUGGCAAGUCACCUACUACAGUUGAGAUGUCAUGCAUUCGCAGACUUUUCAGUGAGAGCUACGCCAAUGUGGCGUCUGACAUCAAAAGCAGGGUUGAAGCCAGUGACGACACUCCUGCUCGCAGGUUGGCUCCAGCAGAACGUGCAGAACGGUUGAAACAACAGCAACGUCGACUGAUUGGAGUGAACAUCUCAGGACCAUAUGAACCAGGUGAUGCAUUGGUGGAUCGUUGCAUUAGCAUUUAUGAGAGCGACAGAAUUCAGUACAUACCAUGGGAUGUUUGCACCAGUCGCGAACAUGAGAUACUGCAUGGUUCCAAGAAAGACCAAUCCUUAACCUUUGACACAAGUGGUGCCUUGAAGUUGCAACGUCAGACGAAGGUGGAACCGUGCAGCACCGCCUCAGAGAUUCAAGUCAGGUAUUGUCUGACCAGGCGGGCACUGGCCCUUGAGCAGGCAAAUGUUGUCGGGUUCGCCAAGAUGGAGGCUUGGAGUGAGAAGAUGAUGCAAACUCGUUUGGAGGAUCCUCCACCAAACCAUGUUCGAACCACUAUGAAACAGUUGGAAAUGGCAGAUCGCAAGUUGUUCGUGCUCAUCAGUGAACGUACUCGUGAAGGCAUCAAACCAUCACCGGCAGGCAGACCUGUUGAUGCAGUGAUCAAAGAUUGCAUGGAAAGCUCUGAAGUUUUGACACUCCUGCAACCGUCACAAGAAUUUUUGCUUGGGUUACCAAACCUGAACUAUCGAGACCAGCAGCGUGUGGUGAGCGCAAAUGAAAUUUACCGUUUGUGCGGCAUGCGACAAUUGAUUUCUGAAUAUUUGGCAACACCAUCCGUGCUUUUGCGCAACAUCCCCAAGACCGACGACAAGGGGUGCAUCGCCCGCGCACUUCCGAACAUUCCAGUCGGAAGCCGUUUGCUGAGAACUGAAGAAAGAGGGGGGUCCUUUCUCUGUGUUUUUGGAAUCUAUCGAUCACCUGAGGAAUUCACAAACGUGGCCAAACAGUUGUGGCAUCCCUUCGACGAACUGAGAAAUUUGCCCGAUGAACUCGUCCGCACUAUUUACAGCCAGCUGACCUCAUCACCUUCACAGGUCACCAGAAAGCGAAUCACAAUGCUGAACGAGUGGACGACCAGAGCCAAGGCACUGCGAGAGUUGGAGACUGAACUUCACAACCUUAUGGAGCCUGACAUUGGUCGAAUCAUGAAACCAAAAAGGAUUCUGCUCAUGCGAUCGAUCGCAGAAGAGAUUGGGUGGCCUGACAUGACAUUGUUUGACGAAUUCACAACUGGCUUCAAAAUCACUGGACAGACCACAGUGGCCGGUAUUUUCAAACAAGGCAUCACCAUGGCAACAUUGACGACGUCACAGCUUGAACAGAAAUCGAAGUUCCUGAGACCCAUGAUUCUGGGGCGAUCGAAACUGACGUGUGAAAAUGACAUCCAGAAGGAGUUGUACGAGAUCACGUUGGAUGAAGCUGUGAACAAAGGCUGGCUCGAAGGCCCGUACCAACCUGAAGAGAUUUCGCAGACGCUUGGAAAGGACUGGAUUCCGGUUCGACGAUUUGGAGUUGUUCAGAAGAAGAUCCGUCCCAUUGAUGAUUUUAAGGAGAACAAUGUGAACCUCACCCAUGCAAGCGUGGAAAAGAUAGAACUGAGAACCAUGGACCAUGUUUUGUGGUCUGUCUUCACGCUGGUGAAGUUCUUGAUGUUUGAGGGGCGAAUGGAGCUGCGCCUGAAGAGCGUAGACACCCUGGCGGGAGAAGUUCACACUGAAUGGAAGGCGGUGGAACCUGUAUUCAAAACAUCGUGCAUCGAUCUAAAAUCUGCAUACAAGCAACUUCCGCUACACCGCGAUGAACGCAAACACGCAGUAGUGACUUUGUGCAAUCCUGAAAACGGUUCAAACGAAUGCUUCGUGAUGAAAGUUCUGCCAUUCGGUGCGGCGGCCAGUGUGCACCAUUUUCUCCGAACCAGUGCUUUCAUACAAGCGGUGGGGAGACACUUGGGGUUGUUGUGGUCGGCAUUCUUCGAUGACUUUGUGUUAGUGAGCCACUCCAUGCACGAGCAAAGUUCAAUGACCUCUUCACUGGCCCUGCUUGAAUUGUUGGGGUUCGCCUACAGUGAAGACAAACUGCAACCGUUCCAGGAGGUCACCGAAAUGCUUGGAGUGGAAUUGGACUUGAGAGAGACCGGACAAGGUCGCGUGAAAGUUCGAAACAAGUUGAGCAGAACCAAAGAGAUGAACGACAUCCUCACUGACAUACUUGAAUCCGGAAAGAUGAAAGUGGCACAACUACCCUCGGCGCUCGGAAAACUGCAAUUCGCUGAAGCCCAGUUGUGGGGCAGAUCUGGACGAUUGGCGCUGGCUGACUUGAGAGAGCUCGAGAAAUUUGACCAGAAGUUGGCCCGCCUUGACGAGCGCGCCUUAAGCGCUGUGACGAGAUUGCAGAAGAAACUCUCGAAUGGGAAGCCUCGAACCUUGUUCAUAUCCAAGCG
Durusdinium trenchii is the source of this 3920-nucleotide messenger RNA. Lineage: Eukaryota; Dinophyceae; Suessiales; Symbiodiniaceae. The record is from the annotation of a GenBank genome assembly.